Molecule: messenger RNA, 1217 nt
Organism: Moneuplotes crassus
Lineage: Eukaryota; Ciliophora; Spirotrichea; Euplotida; Euplotidae
Source: the annotation of a GenBank genome assembly
UAGGAAAUGGAAUCUCAUGGAAUGAAUUCAAACAAUUUUUAUCGAACUAAGAUGUCGACUCCAAAUGCUUCGUUAUUCACAAUCCAGAACCCUCUGCAGAAUAAUCCUGCAAAGAAAAUAAAGCAAAGAGGUAAAAGUUGUGACUUAAACUCGAAACUUGUAAAGCCUAGCUCUACUAAUGAGAAUACUCAGAGAGAUGUAUCUAAAUUGUUGAUCACUGAUCUGAUAUACCCUCCCAAGAAAUAAUAACUUCAAGCAACAAAGUUUUCAGAUGAGAUCGAAAAAGGAAAUCGAGAUUCUAUCAGAAGAAUGGGACAAUUUCUCAUUCAAAAUGAACAACUUGCAAUCUAAUAAGCUAGGAAGUAACCUUAAACGAAUCAAUUUGAACAAACCAACCUUGAAAUUAAACCCUCAAUCGUCAGAGAGCACGCUUCAAGACGAGACAGUGAUGUUUAGCACAAAGAUGAUCAAGCCAAAGAUUAUCACCAAAAUUGCUAAUCAUUCUUUCUAUAGCCGAAAAUGUAAAGCUAAAAGCAAGAAGAAACCGACGACUCCUUGAAUUUUUGAUUUAUCAUUAAAUCUCCCAUCAAAGAAGAAAAUUCCUUCAAUUCCUUGAUUUGGACGAAUGACACUCCAAAAGUUCAAAAAUAAGCAAAUUAGAAUGCAAAAAGACUCAAAGGAGCAAAAAGAUCCUACGCUUUUCGUCCUAGGAUCUGGCAAGCCUCAACUAGAGCACAAACACACAAGAAAAAGACACUCUCACAAAGAUGAACCUCGAUCGGGUAAAACCAGCCCCAAGACAGCCUUCAAGUUAAGUGUCUCAAUUCCUAAUGCUCAAAAGAUACAGAAGAACACUAAGGAAGUGUCUAAAAUAACCGAACAGAUUAAUACAAAAUUUGGGAAAUUAUAACCAUCCCGAGCACCACUCAGAAGCACAUGAACCCGAAGUCAUAUUCCAGUUUCAUCAGUUUUAUUCGCAAUAAGAUAAAAGAGACUACUUGGGUGCAUAAUAAGAAACUAGCUUAUGUCAGAAGACAUAAUGUUAACGCCAGCAUUUCUAUAAACCAAUGGACGAGGCCAACGACCAAAAGGUCUGCCGCGACCCCUUCGUUUUAUAAGGACAAGCAGAGAUUCAUCUCUUCACGACGUCAUAACAAGUCAAGUGUUAGAGGAAGAGUCAAUAGAGGCUAAAAGUUGCAAUUUCUUAAGAAAUCAAG